Messenger RNA from Bombyx mandarina (wild silkworm), 1173 nucleotides. RefSeq lists its product as uncharacterized. The record is from RefSeq and is a predicted model, not a curated record. Lineage: Eukaryota; Metazoa; Arthropoda; Insecta; Lepidoptera; Bombycidae.
UCGAAAAGAGGACGUGCGCGCUCACCGCUGUCAUUAAUAAAAAAAAAAAACGUCUCAUCGAUUAACUCAUCUUGUUUAAGUCGGCUAAAAUGGUUAACGUGAAAAUAUCGAUAUUAGUGCUUUUUGUUACAUUGAUCUUCGAACCAUGCUGCAGCAGAUCAGCCAUGGACGUAGAGCAGUCGGUGGUGAGCGUCUACACAACGCAGCCUUCAGCGCCAGGAGCGCCUCUUGACGUCUACCAUCAGCUGGCCAACAACAUCGCUGAGAGGAUCACUUCUCCGAUAUACAGGUUUCUCGGCAUCGGCAACCGCACCCAAGAGAAGACAACCCAAAAACCCUGGGACAACAUCGAAAUACUAGACGAACCAAUGAAAUCUGUUCUGAAACCGCUUGACAACAGCAUCACGACUGAGAGAGAUGUAGAAGAAUUAUCAGCUGAUGCUUUAAAGAAAAUCGACAGGAAACCAGAGAAGAUAUCGCUCCUGCCGACCUACUUACCGGUUCCGGAAAAGCUCAAUGAUACGGACAUCGACGAGCUGGACGAUGAUGAUUUAUUCCAGUUUGAGGACGACGAUGAAGUCUCCAAACCAAGAGAGGGCCCUUUCAUAUACAUACUAGAGUUGGCAGGCAGCAUUAUACAAUUACUUUGGGGUGGCUUCUUGAGCUUGUUCAGGCCAUCAACUAAGUCUAGUUAGGUUAUUAAGUUUGGACCGUUGCGUGUGCAGUAUUAACUUUGUUUUUUGAGUAGCGUAAACUAGCAGACGUGUUCACGGGCCAUCGGGUGAUAAAUGGUUACCGUCUGAACACAACGAGACACUAGGACAUAGUAUCGAUUGAAUUGCAUUUGUGGUCCAAACUGAAACCAUCCAGACGGUAUCCCGGACGAUGUGUCUGGACGUCAGUUAAAAUUGUGGUGCUGAUAAACACGUAUAACCGUCUGCAAAUAUAGUAUAGCAAAGUAAAUUAUAAAGAUUUUUAUGGGUGCUAGUUCAAGGUAGCUGUUUUUAUAUUCAGUAGUGCCACGGGAGCUAGUCAUUACUCCACAUCAGGCGGGUGCCGGUCCGCUUCCCCCAUCCAUACAAGAAAGUUCAUAGUCAUUUACUAGUGGUAGGAUCUCUCGUGACUCCGCACGGGUAGGUACCACCACCCUGCCUAUUUCUGCCGUGAAGCAGU